Messenger RNA from Octopus bimaculoides (California two-spot octopus), 2818 nucleotides. RefSeq lists its product as uncharacterized. The record is from RefSeq and is a predicted model, not a curated record. Lineage: Eukaryota; Metazoa; Mollusca; Cephalopoda; Octopoda; Octopodidae. Gene Ontology annotation, molecular function: calcium ion binding.
GGCCGUUAUACAAAACAUUAUGGAGGGAGAUCGACCGAAAAGCUUGGCCGAGUUCAAAGAAAUAUUCAAUAAAUGCAUUGACCAGUAUUUAACAGACACUCCCACUGACUGUGUCAUCUCCCAAGAGAAAGCUGGACGCAUCUUGAAAGUUCUUCAGAACGAUCCAGACUUUUCAGACUCGGAAAUCACGUCUUAUGUGAAGCAGGACAAAAUCCAACUCAAAGAUUUCCCUUUGCUUCGAUUACAGAAUGUCUUGUGUACAGUGAAAAAGGGCCGGAAAACCGCAAAUAGGCUCAACGAUGACUUGUUCGGACGAUUCCGGCGGGUUGUGCUCAAAGAAGAAUUCUUUGACAUGAUCUACAAAGCACACAGCCAACAUGGCAGCAGAAAUCACCUAGGUUUUGAGAAGACAAUAUUUCAAUUGAAACGCAAUUAUUCACACAUCCCCUGCGAGGUGGUGCUGAAGUUCAUGAAGAUGUGUCCAGUCUGCGCCGGUUCCGUGCCCGAAGAGAACAUCUCCCUCUUCUGUCUGAAAUACGAAGACGACAUCAUCCCCGCCGACACAAAGUGCCAACAGAAUCCUAGAAAAUACAUCAAGAAAGAAAAACCGAAAAAGGGGAAGAAACUAUCGACAACGACGAGGAAAACGGUUCGAGCGAAGACCAAAACCACGACAGCAACAACAGCGAGAGCGAAAACAAAAGCGAAGGCCACGUCUGCGAAAAAGACAAAGGCGACGGCAAAAAAGACAGAGACAACAACACGAAGAGCAAAGAGGACAUUAACGUCAACGACAACCACAACAACAAGAGAAACGAGUUCAGCUCAUCAACCAAAAGCUAACACCAAUAUCAAAAUAAGCAGUAGGAUUUUUGGAGAGAGACCAUCACAGCAAGACCACGACUAUGUGCGCACCCAACAUCAUUUACCAAUUACGUAUUCACUGGCAGGACCCAAGAAUAGCUCUGUACCGAAUUUCAGAGAUUAUAGUAAGAACCAACGUGUGCACGUUUUAAGGGCAAGUUUCUUUAUGGCUGUUGGCAGAGUAACCAUCAUUGAUAUCAAUGAACUACAAACUGAAACAGCACCAUCUAACCAGUUUACACUAGUGGUGCAUUACGUUGACCUCUGGUCAAAGUACAGCAUCUUCUGGCCAUUGUGUAAGAAAGACAUUAGUGAACUGGCACUGGGCAUUGCCAAAAACGUAUUCGCCUACUUCGGCGCUCCAAGACAGUUAAUCUACAACGGCUGCACCAUGCAGGCUGCCGAACAACUGGAAGAGGUGCUUCGUGUGUGGUCAUCCCAAAUUAAUGUUACCACAAGUAUUUUAGAAGAUCCACUGGCAUCAUCAGGACCGUUACAUUGGAGAAUUUUUGAAGAUCUGAAAAGUCUUCCGCAAGACUCAUGGGAAAGUCAUCUCGCAAAAUUGCAAUACUUAGCCAAUACAAAGUUUGUGAAAACUCACGGUCGUGUCACACCAUACGAGGCUGUAUUUGGUCACAUGCCCUUAACUGAAACAUUUGUUAGUCCAGUUGAUACACAGAGCAAGACCCCUACCAAUGGGAGCAUGACCAAUGUCAGGAAAAAGCAACGAAGUUCUACUGGGAGCAAAGGACCAAAGGCCUCCACUGCCAGUGGCUCGGUUCCUGCUAACGUCAGCAGCAAAACUUCCAAUGGUGCCAAUUCGGGGGGAGUGUACGAAGCCCAACUAGACCCCCUCCCGUCGCAGCCUUAUCCUGUUGCCUGCACCAUCAACAUUGCCAACAGAAGUCCAAGGUCUCUCCUGCCCAGCACGCUGACUGUGCUGCAGCAGACAACAGCGCCGACGCCCAUGUCUGGUAACGCAAAUCUGUUGAUAUACGCUUCUACUACUACCAUUGCUGUUGAUGUUGUUAGUGUUUUAUGUGUGUGUGUGUGUGUGUGUAGACAGACAGGCGGUAGGUAGAUAGAUAGAUAGAUAGAUAGAUAGAUAGAUAGAUAGAUAGAUAGAUAGGCAGACUGAUAAACAGACUGACAGACAGAUGAUAGAUAGAUAGAUAGAUAGACAUGUUUCUUUAUUGGCCACACAGGGCUGAACACAGAGGGGACAGAUAGAUAGAUAGAUAGAUAGACAGACAGAUAGAAAGACAGAUAGAUAGAUAGACAACAUAGGUAAGACAGACAGACAGCCUGAUAGAUAGAUAAAUAGAUAAAGACAUAAGAUAGAUAGAUAGACGACAGAUAAACAGACAGACAGACAGAUAGGUAGAUAGAUAGAUAGACAGAUAGAAAGACAUAGAUAGAUAGAUAGACAGACAGACAGACAGAUAGGUAGAUAGAUAGACAGGUAGAUAGACAGACAGAUAGGUAGAUAGAUAGACAGGUAGAUAGAUAGGUGCAGGUAUGGCUUUGUGUUUAAAAAGCUUGCUCCCCAACCAUGUGGUUUCAGGUUGAGUUCCACUGCAUGGCAGCUUUAACUAAUGUCUUCUAUUAAAGCCCCAGGCCAACCAAAUCCUUCUGAAUGGAUUUGGUGAACAGAAACUGAAAGAAGCCUGAUGUGUGUGUGUGUGUGUCCUUGUUUUGAACUCACAUGUUAAUUCUAAAUGACUGUCACUACCAUACAGGCUGUGUCAUUCGUGUCCAGCAUUCUACAGAAAUAUGCUUGACCAUGGGACGAUAUUGCCCUGCUUGGAAGCAGGUGAGGGUUGGUGACAGGCAGAGCGUCCAGCCAUGGAGGAAAAAAAAUCUUCCUCCUCAACAAAUACUGUCCAACCCACAAAAGCACGGGGAAGUGGACAAUGACAAUGCAGUGUUGUGAUGGACCAAAGCUUUGCGAGUG